AUGGUGAGAAGUAACAUUCGGUCAUGGGAGGAAUGUUUGCCAUUUGUUGAAUUUGCAUAUAAUUACAGUGUGCAUUCUUCUCAUGGGUUUUCACCGUUUGAAAUUGUCUAUGGUUUUAAGCCACUAACACCUUUGGAUUUAUUGCCUUUACCUUUGCAUGAGAUUACUAAUCUAGAUGGGCAAAAAAAAGCUAAUCUGGUGAAGGAAAUUCAUGAGAAAGCACAAAAAAGGUUUCUAUCCAAAAAAAAGUUAAAGCUGGAUGUUAGAGGAGAUGGUCCAUUUAAAGUGUUGGAAAAAAUUAUUGACAAUGCUUACAAAAUCGAUUUGCCAGGUGAUUAUAAUGUUAGUGUUACAUUUAAUGUUUCUAAUUUGUCUUCUUUUGAUGAUGCAGAUUUACAUUCAAGGGUGAAUGCUUUUGAGGAGAGGGGGAAUGAUGCAAGAUCAAAGGCAGAUCCAAUGGACCAUGCACAACAGGAGGUUCGACCAGCCCAUUAUGAAGUUUUGAAUGAUUUCCCAAUGAUAAAUAAUAGGUCAAUCACAAGAUCCAAGCUGAAACAAUUGAAAUCCCAAGUUUAG
Messenger RNA from Hevea brasiliensis (rubber tree), 576 nucleotides. RefSeq lists its product as uncharacterized. The transcript has 2 exons. NCBI's taxonomy places the organism in Eukaryota, Viridiplantae, Streptophyta, Magnoliopsida, Malpighiales, Euphorbiaceae. The record is from RefSeq and is a predicted model, not a curated record. The coding region runs from base 1 to 576 and encodes 191 amino acids. Gene Ontology annotation, molecular function: nucleic acid binding.